UUGAGGUUAUGUCAAAACCAGCUGAGAUUACAUCGUUGCUUCACUAAAAUUUCAUGAGGGUCAUGUCUUUGGGUUCAUUUGGAAAAAUUGCUAUUUGUUGGUCAGUCAUUACAGUUGCUGGUGUGUCUGGGUUUAUUUUGUCGAAAAAUUCUGUAGAUCACCGUCGUUAUCAGGACAUGCAAAUACGUGAACGCAUGCGAAAGUCUAAUACUGGCGAAUACGAACCUGUCGGUGAAAGAAGCUUCAGCGGUUAAAUUAAUUAGCAGCCAUUGUUUACUAUAGUUUUGUUCCCCGGCAACAAUCAGCUCUUUGGAACCAACGCGCAUAGUGUUUAAUUAGCAUCAAAUCUCUUUAUUAAAACCAAAAACAGAAUUAGAUACGCA
Messenger RNA from Bactrocera tryoni, 383 nucleotides. RefSeq lists its product as uncharacterized. The transcript has 2 exons. Bases 54 to 254 code for a protein of 66 amino acids. Lineage: Eukaryota; Metazoa; Arthropoda; Insecta; Diptera; Tephritidae. The record is from RefSeq and is a predicted model, not a curated record.